AUGCCGGGGAUCAGAAUUGCUAGGAAGAGCCCAAAGAUAAUUCACCUAUUGUUUGCGGAUGACACCAUGUUUUUCACAAUGACAGGGGAGAGUAGUUGCACAACACUGUCGAAAAUUCUCCAUGACUAUGAGCAGGCCUCAGGACAGAAGAUAAACGUCCUCAAAUCAUCUAUCUCCUUUGCUAGCAAGACGCCUCCUGAGAUCAGAUCAAGAGUUAAACAAAUAUUGGGCAUAGAUAAGGAGGGGGGAGUUGGUAAAUACAUGGGUCUUCCUGAACAUUUCGGAAGAAGAAAGAAGGACCUCUUCAGCUCCAUCGUCGACCGGAUGCACCAGAAAUCUAUCUCCUGUCCAUUUCUGUUGCUUUUGAUAUCAACUGAACUUACUGAUUACGGUUUCUUUCAGGCACCGAACUUCUUAAGUGAAUACUCAUGCAGUAACGAUGAUAACAGCUCCGGUAUGAUAGACCACAUGUUCAAGAGAAACCUUCAGAAACAAAAGCAAUCCAUGCCGCAGCAGCAACAACUGUCUCCUUCUGGAUUCGGAGCAACGCCAACUUUUGAUAAAAUGAGCUUUGCAGACGUGAUGCAGUUUGCGGACUUUGGUCCGAUGCUGGCGUUAAACCAGACCAGAAGCCAAAACGAUCAAGAAACCUGGAUGGACCCGUUUUAUAUCUUAAAGUUCCCAGUCUUCAAUGGGGACCAUAACCAGACACAUCAUAUCAUGUCUCAAGAAGGUGGUGGAUGUGAAGGAAACAUAAGCAAUGUGUUUCUUGAAGAACAGGAUAAUCAAGAAGAGAAAAACGAUAAAAACUCCAUGCAACUCCGUUUUAUUGGAGAAGAAGAAGAUAGAGAGAACAAAAACGAUACGACAAAGGAGGUGAAGAAGAAGAGAAAGAGAGCUAGAACAAGCAAGACCAGCGAAGAAGUGGAAAGCCAAAGAUUGGCUCAUAUCGCGGUCGAGAGGAACCGUAGGAAGCAAAUGAACGAGCAUCUUUGUGUCCUCAGGUCUCUAAUGCCUGGUUCCUACGUUCAAAGGCGAGAUCAAGCGUCAAUCGUAGGAGGGGUAAUAGAAUUUUUAAGUGAGCUGGAGCAACUCCUUCAAUGUUUGGAAUCACAGAAGCGUCGAAGAAUCUUGGGAGAAACCAAUGACAUACAUGGUGGGGACAUGACCACGACAGUGAUUACUUCUUCAGCCAUAACUUCAAGUAACCCGUUGAUUAUUACCGGAAAUGUAACCGAGUUAGAGGGUGGAGGAGGGAUUCAGGAGGAGACGGCGGAGAAGAAGUCGUGCUUGGCAGAUGUGGAGGUGAAGCUGCUAGGGUUUAACGCCAUGAUCAAGAUACUUUCAAGAAGACGUCCAAGACAACUGAUUAUGACUAUAGCUGCUUUGGAGGAUCUUCAUCUCUCUAUUCUUCACACUAACAUCACUACCAUGGAACAAACCGUCCUCUAUUCCUUUAAUGUCAAGAUUACAAGUGAGACAAGGUUUACGGCAGAAGACAUUGCAAGUUCAAUCCAGGAAAUAUAUAGUUUUAUUCAUGCAAAUUCCACCAUGUAAUGAUUCAUCUGUAUUCUCCUGUUAUUUCCGUUAAAUUUACUUUUCGUCAGUUCAUGUUGGCUUAAUUUUAGGUGUGGUUUUGUACCUUUAGAUGUCAUUAUUAUCUUUUCUGAAGUUAAAUAUGAGACAUCGAAUCAUCAAGAAACAAUCUUAGUUUCUUAAAUAAGCUCGUUACACCGAAGGUUGUACGGUGGACGAUUAUUUUUUGAGAUUUGUUUAAUUUAUUGCGCAAAUUAAUUAUAUUUGUUUUUCUUCUUUUGCGUCAAUGUUCAGAAAAAGAGUUGAGAUUUACAUUUCAUCAGCAUAGUUUCAUCCUAGGAACAUGUUAGUUACAUGUUCGAUGCAUUUUCUGGUGGUGCAUCACAUUUACAAGUGUCAAUGUACAUGAAUUUGUUCUACCGCAAAAGUGUCAAAGAAUUUCAAGUAUAAUAUAGUAUAUAUUCAACGCCGCCGUAAAAAAAAAGAGAGCGAUUCUUGAUCCUACCUUCUCCGGUGGCCGGCGAGCUUCGUCGGUGCCGUGAGAAGGUCCUUAGUCUAGUUCCUUUUGUCUGUUUAGGCUGAGAUGAGGCUUUCGAGAGUCAGAGAAGUUUGGAUCUGGGAAUCGAUUUGAUUUCAUCCUCUGGUUUGCUUGGGCUCCUUCACUAGAUCCGUAGCUUUUUCUGGUGCGCGGUGCAGGUUAUACCGGCUCUGAUGUGGGGUGAUACUUCUUCCAUCGGAUCGGGUGAAGCAGAACUCAUGUAUUGCAAUGGUGGUCUCUCGUUCUUUCUCUGUCCUUUUGACUUCGUUUUGCUGGUUCGGAUGUUCUCGAUCUCGUUUAGUUGUUAGUUGUGUUUGUCUUAACCUAGCUCUGGGUCUAAAGCCUUUCGAUAUAAGUUCGGCUCUGCAUGAAGGUCGUCGUUUAAGGGCGUUCUUAUGGGAGUCCUUAAUGAAGUUUCUUCGUGGAGGCAACUUGGGAGAGUGUAGCGGAUUCAGAGUCAGGGGUUCGGCUUUUAGAUUUCUUGGAAGAAGAUUUAGUUGUUGAUGGACUUGUGGAGUUUGUUUGGUCUAAUGGCUUUGGUGGGAGAUAUCACUUGCUAUGUUUUCAGGUAGAGUUUCUCUGCAUUGGAAUUUGGUUGUGCUCUGUUUUCGACAAGGCGUCUGGUUCUUGAUUGGUGUAAUCUUUGGAAGGCCUUGCUGUUAGUCCUCUGGUCGUUAUAUUGCUCUCUUCUGUUGGUGAAGUUUCGGGGCGGGGAAGCUGUGCAGUUCCUUGGUUUGAAACCAACGGGUUCUUCCGGAUUACUUGGUAAGGAGCUGUGGAGCCUUAGCUCAAUUGCGUGCAGUCUUUGAGUAGUUAAUUGCCAACCGUCGUCUUCUUUGGCUGCUCGGGUUGAAGAUCGAUUCUCUUGUGGCUUCUUGUGUUGGAGCAGUCUUAUGUAUGGUUAUUGAACGUGUUUCUCUGGUGGAACAGUUCUAGGAGAUCCUCUUCGAACUCAAAUAAUUAGGCUUGCAUCGCUUUCUCACUCAUCUCUGCUUCCGGCUCCGUUAAGCUUCUUCAUUUUGGAAGUGCUUCGUGUAUCUCCCUAUGGUCCUAAUCAACAUUGUCUUUUUCUUUUGUUUAGUUUAUGGUUCAAUGUUUGUUCUAAUCUUUGGCUCCGGAUGGUGCAUAUCACCUUGCCGGCUUAUGGCUCUAGAGAGGUUGCAAACCUUUGCUAAACCUUUGCUGGCUUUGUAUGAUACUCUGUUCAAAGUUAAUAUUAAUCUACUAGAUGACAAAAAAAAAAAAAUAGUAUAUAUCAAUAUCAUCUUUCGUCCUCUUCUUCAGGGAAUUUAAUGCACAAUCGAUAUAUUAUAUUAUUAUCAUAUGAUAACAAGUGUACAACUGUUCCAGGAUACCUACAGAGUCAACAAAAAUUGUCUACUGUCUAAAUUGCAAAAAUAGGUGGAUGGCAAUUUAGGAGUUUUGUUAAACUACAUAAUAAAGAAAGAGUCUCGGUUAGAUACAUUGAAAUUGAGAUGUUGUGCUUCUUUUCUUAUUUCCCUUGUUCAAUUUUUUCAUUCAUGAUGUAUCUUUGUUUGAUUAUAUAAAAACUAAACUGCGUAUAGUAGAAAUAUAUACGUUGAAGGUUUACCAAAAAAAUAAAAUAAAUAUAUAUAUAUAUAUAUAUAUAUACGUUGAAGCGGAGUCAGAUAAAUAUCAAAGCAAUUGUUUGAAAAAAGUAUGUGUAUAUUGCAGCGAUUUCAAAUUAAAAGUCUUAUUUAAAAGAACAGUUUAAACAGUCUAUUUUAUUAAAUCAAAUUUUGGUCAGUAAAAGAACAAUUUCAUUCGACUCUAUCUAAGUUAUAUCAAAAAGUACUAGACUUUCAUGUUCUACUCUUUUCCUUUUGAAAAUCGGCACUAAUAUUAAUUUUUUUAGGGAUUUGAACUAUGCUGCAAACCUCAAAACAAAUCAACAUAUAUUAAAAAAUCGAUGCAUCAGUUUUCACAAAACUCUUAGUUAAAAAAUUAUAGG
This is a messenger RNA of Brassica napus (rape), 4046 nucleotides long. Its product is annotated as transcription factor FAMA-like. NCBI's taxonomy places the organism in Eukaryota, Viridiplantae, Streptophyta, Magnoliopsida, Brassicales, Brassicaceae. Gene Ontology annotation, cellular component: nucleus. The coding region runs from base 1 to 1557 and encodes 518 amino acids. Gene Ontology annotation, biological process: guard cell differentiation; positive regulation of DNA-templated transcription; stomatal complex development. The transcript is spliced from 4 exons. Gene Ontology annotation, molecular function: DNA-binding transcription factor activity; protein dimerization activity. The record is from RefSeq and is a predicted model, not a curated record.